AUGGAGGCGGCGGGCGAGGAGCGGAGGGCGCCGGCUGCCUUCGUGGCCGCUCUGGGGCCCGAGGCCGGCGGCGCCGCGGUCGCGGUGCUGCCCGAGCGGCUGCAGCGGCGGGAGGCGGAGCGGCAGCGCGGCGUGGCGCGGCAGCGGGAGCUGAAGGAGGCGCAGGCGGUGCCGGAGGAGGGCAGCGAGUUCUUCGCCGCCGCCUUCGGCCGGGAGCGAGAGGCGGUGGCGGCGCUGCUGGCGGCGGGGCGGCCUGAGGAGGCGGCGGCGCGGCUGCAGGGGCUGCAGAAGCUGUUGACCGAGAGCGUGCGCUUCCUGUCUCCCUACGAGGUACGGCAGGGCCAGGAAGCCGUGUCCCGGCUGCAGGCCGACCUGGCGGCUCGGCGGCAACAGCUGCAGCCCAAGAAGAAGUUCGCCUUCCGCAGCCUGAAAAAAGAGGCGGCCCCGGGCGCCGAGCCGCGCCCCGCCGAGCCCGAGGAGUCGGCCGAGCCGCCGGCCCCGGGCAGCGCCGAGGGGGAGCCGGGCGGGCCUCCGCUGUGCGGCUUCAGCCGCGCCGAGGAUCGGGAGCUGGAGCUGGGCCCGGAGGAGCUGCUGCAGCGCGACGUGGUGCUGGAGGAGCUGCGCGGCUGCCGGGUGCGGCUUCGCGGCAACCCCAACACGCUGCGGAUGCGCGAGUGUCGCGGCUGCACCGUGCUGUGCGGGCCCGUCUCCACCUCCGUGCUGGUGGAUGGCUGCAGCGAAUGCCAGCUGGUGGUGGCCUGCCAGCAGCUCCGCACGCAUCGCACCCGCGGCAGCCGCUUCUACGUGCAGGUGACCAGCAGGGCCGUCAUCGAGGACUGCAGCGAGGUGUCCUUUGCGCCCUACGCGUGGAGCUACCCGGGCAUCGAGGCGGACUUCGAGUCGUCCGGGCUGGAUAGAAACAGAAACAACUGGAACCUGGUGGAUGACUUUGACUGGCUGGCGAGCGACAGGCCCUCACCCAACUGGAGCCUCAUCCCCGAGCAAGAGCGCGUCAGCUGCUGGGACUGACCGCGAGCGAUGGAGCCUGCCGGCAACGUGCUGAUCCGCGGGCGGGAGGGCUUCAUCCCUACGGGCCGUAAAAUGAUUGCGGGUGGUGCUUCAGUGGGGAGUUACAGCCUGUGGCUGGUUGCUCUCCUUGAAAAAUUUCACUCGGAUGUAGUUUACUAUUACUAAACUUGCUGCUGUAAUCUGUAUGUAUCGCUGUGGGGUCGGCCAACUGCUGCAUUAACUCAUUGGUGAAUUUCUUUAAUUAAAAUGGGGCUGGGGGCACCGGUAUUCACGUGGCAGCAGUCCUUGAUUGGAGCUGCUGUGCUGCUGUCACUUAGCCAGGCAGAAUCCGAGCUCCCUGCUAGUGCAAGCUGUAGUCAACUGAAAAGAGGGAAUGCCAAAUCUGUCCCAUUUCUGUGGUGAAGCAAUUACAGACUGCUGUUACGGAUAUGGGGGAGGGAGAUAUUCAGUGAAGCAGCAAACAGAGGUUUAAAGAGAGGGAGUUUGUACAUGGGUACUGUAUGUCAGGUGAAUCCUGGGCCGCAGUGCGUCUGGGACCCAGGUUCUGCUGUGUGGGUGACAACUGUUAGUCAGACUUCUAUUUCAAGGAAAAAAAGGUUAAUGAAAAUGUAAUGUUCUUCUACUGUAUUAAUGAUUGAAAUCUAUCUCUAGAAGGUAGAUAAAUACUGAACAACAGCAGUCUCAAAAUAUGCUAGAGGAAGCUGCUUCUGUAAACAGCAGGAACCCGAAUAAGAUUAGAUUUGUAUGGCCUGAGAGGUACACCCAUUGUUUGCUGACAGACAUGACAAGUUUUCAGGGCAGCAGUGUUCAGACAUGUCCCAGUGGUUGGUUUUUCUGCUGGCAGCCAGUGAGCUUUGCUGUGAUCAUAGCUCACAGCACUGCCAUUGCCUAUCGUGUGCAGUGCUGACAGAGGGACUUCAUAAAAAGUGAUAACAAAGCACAGUAUUUGGGUUCCAGAAUAACAACUUGCAUAAAGGCCCUUGGUGCACAGUUACCUCUCAAGUCCCAUUUAUUCACUCUUGUUCAGUACCAGAAAAAAACUGCAUUAUGAUGGAGGUUUCUUUUUAUAAUGACCUCUUAACAGUAUGAAGGAAAUAUUACCUUGCCUAAACAGCAGCUCAAAAGUUGUAUUUAAGAACUCUGCCUAAUAUUUAUGCUGCCCUAUCACUGUAUGUGCCUCUAAUACUGAUUAAUCCAUCAAAGUCAUGUCAGUGCUGUGAGGAGUAUUUUGAGUUCUUAACUGUUUUUGGAGCAACAAAGAAACUUAGCCUGUUUUUUCAGUACUUUAAUUUAAAGGGAAUUAAAAAGGGGUGUUUUUUGUUUUUUAUUUUCACAACUUCACCGUUGUUUACUUCUGUUCGUGUACACUUUUUUUUUGAAUGAACUGGAUUUUGCAUUUCAGUUACUUGUUUUGAGUUGUUCCUUCAACAUGCAUUGACAGCAUCAUAAAAUCAUUCAGAGGGAACACCUAUACUGUUGCUUUAACAUAUGCUGGUUUUAAUAGCUGCUAAAGGGAGAUGAUUAGAUGCAACUCCGAUAUAUCUUAAUUUCAACACACGGAUGUACAGAGCCUGGUUAGAUAAUAUUGCUUCCUCACAUAUGCUGGUAAUGACAGACCCAUUCUUGGGUCAUGAUAGCAAGAUGUUUGGCCUGUUAUAAAAAUAAAGCAAAAGCCCACACAAACA
This is a messenger RNA of Centrocercus urophasianus (Greater sage-grouse), 2714 nucleotides long. It is a transcript of the gene TBCC, whose product is annotated as tubulin folding cofactor C. The record is from RefSeq and is a predicted model, not a curated record. Gene Ontology annotation, biological process: post-chaperonin tubulin folding pathway; tubulin complex assembly. Lineage: Eukaryota; Metazoa; Chordata; Aves; Galliformes; Phasianidae. The coding region runs from base 1 to 1029 and encodes 342 amino acids. Gene Ontology annotation, molecular function: tubulin binding. The transcript has a single exon. Gene Ontology annotation, cellular component: cytoplasm.